Molecule: messenger RNA, 6786 nt
Organism: Eimeria necatrix
Lineage: Eukaryota; Apicomplexa; Conoidasida; Eucoccidiorida; Eimeriidae
Exons: 1
Coding region: 1-6786 (2261 amino acids)
Source: RefSeq, a predicted model, not a curated record
AUGCAGCAGCAGCAGCAGCAGCAGCAACAACAGCAACUGCUUUUGCUGCAGCAGCUGGCGCAGCAGCAGGGACCCACGCUGCAGCAACAAGACCGCCUGGGCCAGCAGCACACGCGUUACAUGCAGCAGCCGCUUGUGCAGCAGCAGCAGCAGCUGCUACAGCAGCGCAUGCUGCAGCAGCAAAUGCUGCAGCAACACGUGAUGCGGCAACAGCAGCAGCAGCAGCAACAGCCACCACAGCAUCCGCAGCACCACCUUCCCGGCGCUCCCUUGAUGCCGCAGCCUCUUCCGCUGCAGCAGCAACUGCAGCAGCAGCAGCAGCAACUGCAGCAGCAGCAACUGCAGCAGCAGCAGCAGCUGCAGCAGCAGCAGCUGCAGCAGCAGCAGCUGCAGCAGCAGCAGCUGCAGCAGCAGCAGCAUGGCUUCCCGUCAUCAACGCCGCAGCACAGAGUCCAGCCCCCCUGUUCUGUAAUACCACCACGCCCUUUGCCGCCGCCGCAGCAGCUGCUGCAGCAGCCACAGGCAGCUUGGCUGCAGCAGCAGCGCUAUAGUAAGCAGCUGCAGCAGCAGCAGCUGCAGCAGCAGCAGCUGCAGCAGCAGCAGCUGCAGCAACAGCAGUUGCAGCACCAGCAGCUGCAGCAACAGCAGUUGCAGCAACAGCAGUUGCAGCAGCAGCAGUUGCAGCAGCAGCAGUUGCAACAACAGCAGUUGCAGCAGCAGCAGUUGCAGCAGCAGCACUUGCAGCAGCAGCAGCAGCUGCAGCAGCAGCAACAUAGAGGCCCUCUCCAUCUGCCUCCUCUUGGGUUCCCUCCUCCUCUGAGCUGCAGUGACACUCCGCGGGGAGCUGCAGCAGCAGCAGCUGCUGCUGUUGCUGCUGCGACAGCAGCAGCUGCUGCUGCUGCUGUGAGGAAGGCAGCAGCGACAGCAGCAACUGUUGCUGCACGGAAGCAGCCCCUCAUGCGGCAUACAUCUCCUGCUGCAGGGGGCGACGCCGAACUGACAGCAGCAGCAAGAGCAGCAGCAGCAGCAGCUGUUGCUGCUGCUGGCAACGCUUUAACGAGGCAGAUUGCAGCAGCUGCAGCUCCAGCUGCUGCUCAGCCAGCAGCAGCAGCAGCAGCAACAACAAUGUACGAGGGAACGCGGCCGCAGCCAGCUGAGAAGGAAGCAGCGGUAGCAGCAGCAGCAGCAGCAGCACGAGCAGCAGCAGCAGCAGCGGAAGCAAAAGCUGCAGCAACAGCAGCAACGCCGACAACGCCGGGAAGACCUCAAGUGCGGCCAUCGCGAACAGCAGCAGCGACAGCAGCAGCAGCAGCAACAGCAGCAGCAGCAGCAGCUGUAGCAACGAAGUCAGCCUCAGCAUCGUUGCCGCCGACAGCAGGAGGAGCAGCAGCAGCAGCAGCACAGCCAGCAGCAGCAGCAGCAGCUUCUCCACCGGCAGCACCUUCUUCAGUGCCAGCCGUUGCAACAGCAGCAGCAGCGCCUGUUGCAGCAACAGCAGCAGCACCUGCUGCCGCGACAGCAGCAGCAGCAGCAGCGCCCGUUGCAGCAAAAGGAGCAGCAGCAUCAGUCCCUCGUGCAGCAACCGCAGCAGCAGCAGCGCCCGUUGCAGCAAAAGCAGCAGCAGCAGCAGCAGCGCCCGUUGCAGCAACAGCAGCAGCAGCAGCGCCCCUUGCAGCAAAAGCAUCAGCAGCAGCGCCCGUUUCAUCAAAAGCAGCAGCAGCUGCAGUCCCUCUCGCAGCAAAAGCACCAGCAGCAGCGCCCGUUGCAGCAAAAGGAGCAGCAGCAGCAGCCCCUCUUGCAGCAACAGCAGCAGCAGCAGCGUCAGGAGCAGCAAAAGCAGUAGCAGCGGCAGCAACAGCAGCAACAGCAGCAGCGCCCCUUGCAGCAAAAGCAGCAGCAGCGACAGUCCCUCUUGCAGCAACAGCAGCAGCAGCAGCAGCGCCCGUUGCAGCGAAAUCAUCAUCAGCAGCAGCCCCUGUUGCAGCAGCAGCGGCAGUAGCAGCAGCAAAGCCCGUCGCAGCAAAUGCAGCAGCAGCAGCAGCACCUCUCGCAGCAACAGCAGCAGCAGCGCCCGUUCCAGCAAAAGCAGCAGCAGCAGCAGCUGCCCCUCUUCCAGCAAGAGCAGCCGCGGCAACAACGCCUGUUGCAGCAAACGCAGCAGCAGCAGCAGCAGCAGCAACCCCUCGUGCAGCAAAAGUAGCAGCAGCAGCAGCAGCGCCCGCUGCAGCAAAAAUAGCAGCAGCGGCAGCCCCUCUUGCAGCAAAAGCAGCAACAGGAACAGCACCAUCACGACCCGUUGCAAAAGCAGCAGCAGCAGCAGCAGCAGCAGCAGCAACAACAGCCGCUGCAGGAGCUGCUGCUGCAGCGCCCGUUGCAGCAGCAGCAGCGUCACCGCCACAAGCAGCAGAAGCAGCAACAGCAGCAACAACACCGCCAGCAGGAGCUGCGGCAGCACCAACUGCAACACCAAGUGCAGCAAAAACAGCAGCAGCAGCAGCAGCAGCAGCAGCAGCGGCGCCGCGAGCUAGUGCAGCAGCAGCGCCUCCACUAGGGCAUGCUGCAGCAGCAGCAAAAGAAGCAGCAGCUGCAGCAGGGGGAUCAGCAGCACCAUCCCCAGCUGCAGCAGCAACAGGAACAAAGCCAUUUGCUGCUGCUAAAGAAAUAGCUUCACGAGCAACGGGGGCCGCGUCUUCGCCACUUCCUGCUGCUCCUGCUGCUGCUGCUGCUGCUGCCAGUCGUGCUGCUGCUGCUGCUGCUCCUGUUGCUGCUGCUGCUGCUUCAGGGAAGACGCCCCAUAGCCCAACGCCGCCCCCAGCUGGGAUGACUAUAAAGUUGGCAUCAUUGCGGCAGGCAGCAGCAGCACCUGCUGCUGCUGCUGCUGCUGCUGCUCCUGUUACGCCCCUUGCUGCAACUGCUGCAGCAGCAGCUACUCCAGUUGCUGCUGCUGCUGAGCCGUCGCGUGCUGCUGGCGCCGCUUCCUCUUCUUCGGUAGGGUCAGGAGAAUCUAUGGAAGCAGCAGCAGCAGCAGCAGCAGCAGCAGCAGAUGCAGCAGCAAGCAGCAGCAACUACGCAGUUCACAAGCACCGCAAGAAGGCCUCCCGCCUGACGCAGCGCCGCCGCCGCAAGCCGCUGCAGCAGACACCAAAUGAGCAGCAGCAGCAGCAGCAAGAGUGGGAAGACGCUGCAGCAGAUGAGCAGCAAGAGCAGCAGGAGCUGCAAGAGGAGCAAGAACUGCAGCAGCGGCAGCAGCAACCGCAGCAGCCGCAGCAGCAGCAGCAACAGCAGCAACAGCAGCAUGCCGACAUCUACAACCAGACAGGUGAUGCCGUUUCGCAGCAGAAGCUGGUGCAGCAGCCGCAGCAAUCGGGACUUCAGCAACAACAGCAGCAGCAGCAGCAGCUGCUGCAGCAGCAACCGCAAGAGCAGGAACAGCAGCAGCCCGAGAAGAAAGAGCUUGGCGAGCAGCAGCCACUCUCAAAUAAUCAGCAGCAGGAGCAGCAGCUCGACCAGAAGCAGCCGCUGCUGCAGCAGCAGAACCUCGACCACAAGCAGCCGCUGCUGCAACAGCAGCAGCAACAGCAGCAGCAGCAGCAGCCGCCGCCGCCGCAGCAGCAGCAGCAGCAGCAGCAGCAACUAGAGGGUCCCCGCCUCCGUUUACGGGGCCGCAUGCUGCCGCCCUUGUCUGCACGAGUUACCCGUGCAGGUGCUUCACGCAGCAGCAGCAGCAGCAGCAGCAGCAACGAUGCCCCCGCAGCAGGCGCAGCUGCUGCUGCAGCGGAGGGCCAGGGGACUGCAGCAAGCAUCGUCGACUGGUCUCGCGUGCAGCAGCAGCAGCAGCAGCAGCAGGAGCUGCUGCUGCCGCAAACAGCAGAAGGAUGGGAUGCACUGCUGGGGACUUCGCCUACAUGUGAGGUGUCUGUACACCUGGAGGUGGAGACGCCGGACUACUUGCUGCUGUCGGUGCCGCCGGAGCAGCAGCAGCAGCUGCAGCAGCAGCAGCAGCUGCCGCAGCACCAGAAGCAGCAGCAGCAGCAAGAGGCCGACCCGCGUGAGCAGCAGCAGGGCCUCAAGCUAAUGCUGCUCCAGGAGCAAAUGGACCCGUGCGGCGCUGCUGUUGUUGCGCUGCUGCUGGACCCAGAGGCAGCAGCAGCAGCAGCAGCAGCAGCAGCAGAUGAGCUGCUGCAGCCAGAAGAGACCAAGCUGGUGCGGCUGACGCUCCUAGACGAUGAAGACACAGAAGAGCAGCAGCCCCAGCGCAAACUGCAGCAAGUCAAGCAGCAGAAGCAGCAGCAGCAGCAGCAGCAGCAGCAGCAGCAGCAGCAGCAAGGCCAUCAACACCGAGUCCCACCGCUGGCUGCCCAGCAACUGCCACAGACGCAGCAGCAGCAGCAGCAGCAACAGCAGCAAGAGCAGCAGGAGGUGCAGGAUGGUGGGGGGCCUUCUCUAACUCCAUUACCCAGACAAAGGGUCACAGCACCAGCUGCUGCCUUGCCAACAGCAGCAGCACCAGCUGCAGCAGCACCAGCUGCAGCAGCACCAGCUGCUGCAUCACCAGCUGCUGCAGCACCAGCCGCUGCAGCACCAGCCACUGCGGGAACAGCUGCUGCAGCACCAACCACUGCAGCACCAGGAACUACAAAAACAGCUGCUGCAGCACCAGCUGCUGCAGGAACAGCUGCUGCAGCACCAGCUGCUGCAGGGACAGCUGCUGCAGCACCAACUGCGGCAGAAAAAGUUGCUGCAGCGCCGACUGCAGCAGCACCAGCCGCAGCAGCACCAACUAAAGCACGAGUAGCAGCAGCACCAACUGCAGCAGCGCCAGCAGCAGCAGCACCAGCUGCAGCAGCACCAUCUGCAGCAGCGCCAGCUGCAGCAGCACAAGCUGCAUCAGCACAAAUUGCAGCAGCACCUGCAGCAACCCCCACGAAGGCGGCAGAGGCUGCUGCACCAGCUGCUGCUGCUGCUGCUGCUGCUGCUCAGUUGAAGUGCACAGUAGAGGGAGGGGCUGCUGCCGACGUGGGAUCAGCACAGGCAGCUGCAGCACAUGCAUCCGCUGCAGCAGCAGAAGCAGCAGUGGAGAAGUCGGCAGCAGCAGAGGCUCCUGCUGCUGCUGCUGCUGCUGCUGCUGCGUCGAAGCCAGUGGACGAGCUGCUAAAGGCAGCAAGUUCUCUUGACCCAGACCGCGUGCUGCUGCUGCUCAAGGUGGCGCAGCAGCUGCAGCAGCAGCCGCACAGUGGGGCGGCAGACGUACAAACAAUGCUGCAGGCGGCCAACAGGAGCAGCAACAGCAGCAGCAGCAGCAGCAGCAGCAGCAACAGCGGCAGCAGCACCAACAGCAGCGGCAGCAGCAGCGGAAGCAAGUUUAUUCCCGCCGCUGUCUGCCUCUCAGACACGGAUAGCAUGGAGAGCUCAAGGGACGAGGUGCAGCAGGACCGCAGCAGCAGCCUGAACAGCAGCAACAGCAGCAGCAGCAGCAGCAGCAGCAGCAGCAGCAGCAACGGUGGCGGCGUCUUCUACUUUGCGAGUGCCACGGAGCCGCCCGCGAUGGAGCGUCUGCUGCUGCAGGGCUGCGGGCCAGCUGAGCUUGCGGCGCUGGAGCAGCAGCAGCAGCAGCAGCAGCAGCUGCUGCUGCUGCGGAAGAAGCGGCAGCAAGGAGACAAGCGGCUGCUGCACGAAAUGCUGCGGGGAGUGGCAGGCCAUUAUUCAGACUUAGACAUUCCAAUUCCUUGCUUUUUGCUGUCGCGUCCCAGCAGAGCAGCGCAUGCAGCAGCAGCACAGAUGUGGCAGCAGCUGCUGGGCGACAGCAGCAGCAGCAGCAGCAGCAGCACCGGCGGCGGCUACGGGCUGUGUCAGCAGCAGCAGCAGCAGCAGCAGCGCAGGAAGAAGCGCAUUCUUGCUGCUGGCGGCGCGUGCGUGGACGGCGCGUCUCCCCUGCGGUCGCAGCAGCAGCAGGCGGAGCAGCAGCAGCAGACGGAGCAGCAGCAGCAGCGGGAGUGGAACGGCGUGGCCACAGUUGCUGCUGCUGCUGCUGGCAGCAGCAAAGUGCGGCUGCGAGGCCCAGCAGCAACAGAGGAGGCCUUGAGCCGCAGCAAGUGGUGGGGGCCGCCGACGCCAGCAGGGGCCCCCCGCAGCCGCAGCAGCAGCAGCAGCAGCAGCAGCAGCAGCAGCAGCUGCGGCUGCAGCAGCAACUUGAAAGCCAUCGACACCAGCCUGAGUGGAGUUGCUGGGGGAACUUAUGACCGGGAGAACAGCUAUUUGGGGUGUAUGUACAUCAGCAAGUACAACAGGGAGUUGUGCAGCCGCGUGGCAGCAGCAGGGCGUGGGGUGCUGCUGCUGCCGCUGCAGCAGCAGCAGGAAACCGCUUUUCAGCUGCAGCUGCAGCAGCUGCAGCAGCACGCCGAGGGCGGCUGGCUGCAGCCGCUGCUGGCCCUCAAAGAUGCCCUUUAUGCCCCUUGCAUGCACCAGGGGGCCCCGCUGCAGCUGUCGCAGCAGCUGCUGCAGGCCUUCGGGCUGCAGCAGCUGCCUUCUUCCAAGGCCAACAGAAAGCUCAAGGAACCCCGCAGCGGGCCAGCUGCCUGGGGGGUUCAGGCAAGUCCUGCUGCUGCUGCUGCUGCUGCUGCUGCUGCUGUUGCGAGUGAUGCUGCUGCUGUUGCGAGUGGUGCUGCUGCUGCUGCUGUUGCGAGUGGUGCUGCUGCUGUUGCGAGUGGUGCUGCUGCUGCUGCGAGUGCUGCUGCUGUUGCUGUUGUGGUGGGGUUUUGCUGUUUGCUGCUCUUGCUGCCCGGCUGA